CAAAAAGUUUGACAAACGAAAAAAUAAUGUUCCAAAAUUGACAGUAGUUGUUUGACACGCCGUCUCUCUGUUACAAGAUUUUAAAUAAAGUGAAAAAGUAUUGCAUUUAUUUAUAUUAGCUACUGGACAUUUAUAUUGUUGAAGAACGAAAUCACUUCAUUAAAUUGCAAGCAAAUUUUUAGGUAUUCGGUGUGUAAUUGUUAACAUGUCUGCGCUCAACGAAUAUGUUGGUCAGAAUGGAUCGUUGCUCCGCGCUGUCGCCGUCCACGCCUAGCAGCCGAGGCAUGGACAAGUACGAGCAGCUGGCAGUGGUUGGCGAAGGCUCGUACGGCGUGGUGCUGAAAUGCCGGCGCCGCGACACGGGCCAGCUCGUCGCCAUCAAGAAAUUUUUGGAGACUGAGGAGGAUGCCGCCGUCCGAAAGAUGGCGCUCAGGGAGAUACGGAUGCUCAAGAAGCUCCGUCACGACCACCUAGUGAACAUGAUAGAAGUGUUCCGCCGCAAGAGACGCUUCUACCUGGUGUUCGAGUACCUCGACCAUACGCUGCUGGACGAGCUGGAGGCGGCGCCAGGUGGACUGGGCGAGGACACUGCCAAGAAACACCUCUACCAACUCCUGAAGGGCAUUGACUAUUGUCAUCAGAAUUCUAUAAUCCACCGCGACGUGAAACCAGAGAACGUCCUGGUAUCGAACGCAGGUAUAGUGAAGCUGUGCGACCUUGGGUUCGCGCGCGCCCUGGCUGCGCCCGGCGAGCCCUACACGGAGUACGUCGCUACACGGUGGUACCGCGCUCCUGAACUACUCGUUGCAGAGCAUAGGUAUGGUCCCGAGGUAGACAUUUGGGCAAUAGGUUGCCUGUUCGCGGAGAUGUUGACUGGAGAUCCACUGUUCCCUGGAGACUCGGACAUCGACCAGCUCGCGCUCAUUAUUAAAACUGUCGGCAAGCUAGCCCCCCGGCACCAGCAAGUAGUGUCGCGCCUGGCGGGCGGCGCGGCGCUGUGCGGUGCGGGCGGCGCGGGCGGCGGGGCGCGCGGCGUGCUGCCGGGCGCGGGCGCGGCGCGCGACCUGCUGGCCGCCUGCCUGCGCACCGAGCCGCGCGCCAGACCCGCCGCGCAGGCGCUGCUCCGCCACAAAUACUUCAUUACAGAAAAUUUUGUUGAAAAUUUCAACGCUGAACUGAGGAAGAAACUGGGAAAAGAAAUUGAGGGUCCACCGUCGCAACAGAGCACUGCGCGCAUCGCAGGCAAACCCCGACAGCAGUGGACGCUCAACAUUAUACCGGACCAGAGCAGGUCGCGGACGGACAGCACGGCAGGCGAGUCGCUCAUUGACUACCAUUACACCCCCAAUACUGAAGUCCAAAUGGAGACAGGCGCGAUGGACAAGAAGCCCCUGCGCGGCAUUUGUGAACCUGCGCAUGACACCACACAUUCUGAGCCGGGCGGCGGGCAGCCGGCAGUGACGGCGCUGCCCCCCGCGGGCCGCCCCGCGCCGCCGCGGACUCUGGCGCGGGCCAUCAACGACACCUUCCAGACAUUCCCUGUGCCAGUGAACACGUACCCGAGAACGCCUUACAUAAAGAAGGUGAACAACAAGCUGGUGAUGGACGAGGAGUUGCUGCGCGGUCGCGCGGCCGCCAAGAAGGGCAGCAAGAAGGCCGCGCCCGAGCUGUCGCUGCCGUACAUGCCGGGCGGCAAGCAACACUGCAACGUCGCCCGCGCCGCAGGGAACAGAGCAUCGAACAGUCCAGUGAAGAAAGCGAAGAAGCCGCUCCCGGCGUACCAGACCAUGUCCAAAGCAUACGACAACUGGGACGGUAUUCGUAGCGGUAUGGAGCUGACAUCGUCCAGGUCACCGACAAACCUGCCCUACAUGUGACUGUACCGCAGCUACUGGUGGCCGAGCCACCGGUAACUAACACAAAGACUGCUACUAUAUCUGUGCGAAAUAACGUUACCGACAUUAAAUCUAUUGUGUACAGGAUUUAGAAUAGUUUGACCCAAGUUUUAUCUCAUUUCCUAAUUCAUUUACUCGAUUGUCCAUCGAUUAGGAAUUUCUUGUAAUCGAUUUCUAGUUUCAAGUUGAAUUUCAUGUAUUGAUACAUUCACAAUUAUAUUAUACAAUUGUGAGUUUAUCAUUAUCAAUAUGUGGAAAGUAAUUUUCUUAUAAAUAUUAUUAUAUAAUUACGUUUUACUAAAAUUAAUGAGUUGAAUAAAGUGUAAUUAAUCGAUUAACUUCCAUUCCUAAUCGAUUUCAUUAAUUAUAAUAUUGUUUAGCUAUAAAAUGGGGCUAUAUGUUAUUAGAUUACUAUUUCUGUUAAUUUAUAAAUUGUUUUAUAAACAGUUGGUUGGGUGAUCACAUCAUUAUGUCACAAAUAGACAUGCCAAAGGGAUUUUUAGAGGAUAGAAUUUUGUUAUUUUGACGAGUUUAGCCGCCACGGAGAGCGGCGGCCGGGGCGUUGUUUGUAAAUAUGUAUAGUGUUACAUUUUAUUACACGCAAUAUUAUUAAUAAACACUUUAUUAAAAA
Molecule: messenger RNA, 2526 nt
Organism: Spodoptera frugiperda (fall armyworm)
Lineage: Eukaryota; Metazoa; Arthropoda; Insecta; Lepidoptera; Noctuidae
Product: cyclin-dependent kinase-like 1
Exons: 16
Coding region: 225-1877 (550 amino acids)
Biological process (GO): protein phosphorylation
Cellular component (GO): nucleus
Molecular function (GO): ATP binding; cyclin-dependent protein serine/threonine kinase activity
Source: RefSeq, a predicted model, not a curated record